AUGAGUAAAAGAAAGAGAAGGAAAAGAGGAGAAAGAGCUCAAUUGCCUGAUCAUGUCAAGUUAGGAACAGAAAAAAAAGAGCCAGAUGUUGGGUAUGAUGAAUCUACAUGUGGUAAUAGAAAUAACUUAGAAGGUAAGUUAGCUGGUGAUGAGCCUUAUUAUCCCUCAGAUGAAGCUGCCAGUUUUGAAACAAAUCCAGAUGCUUUCAGUGAUGAUGAAGAAGAGGUUCAACAAAGAGAGAGAGUCAAGCCAAGAAGGAGAAAGAAGGUGAAUAGAGUUGUAUUUGAUGCAUCUUCUCAGAAAGUAGUGUGGGAAUUGGGUCUUGUAUUUGAAAGUGUUAAUGAGUUUAGAUUUGUUGUUACCAAAUAUGUUGUUGCUGAACAUGUUGCAAUUGAAAUAUAUAUUAAUGAACCAACAAGGGUAAGAGUUAUGCGUACAGUUGGUUGUCCUUGGGUUUUAUUUGCUAGCGUUGAUUCUAGGACAGAUAAUUUUGUUGUAAAGAUAUACAAUCCAGUUCACAAAUGUGAUCCUACUAACAGGAACAAGCUUUGUAAUAGCAAGUUCUUAUCUAGUCACUACAGUGAAAGGAUAAAGGAACAACCUGACAUUAGAAUCUUUGAGUUUCAAGGGCUUAUUAAAAAAGAAUUGGAUUUAUAUGUUGGAAGAACCGUGUGUAGGAGAGCAAGAAACAAAGUAUUACAGGAGUUAAUGGGUGACUAUGUUCUUGAGUUUGGGAGGAUUUUGGACUACAAAUAUGAGUUGCUAAGAACUAAUCCAGGUAGUACAUAUGUAGUCAAGCUUCAUGAAGAAACAUUUGAAAAAGGUAGAAAAAUGUUUCAAGGCUUCUACAUAUGUUUUGAUGCAAUAAAGAAGUCCUUCUUGGCUGGUUGUAGGAGAUGCAUUGGUUUGGAUGGUUGUUUUCUAAAGGGAGUAUCUAAAGGUCAAUUAUUGGUUGUUAUUUGUAAAGAUGGGAACAAUCAAAUGCUACCACUGGCUUGGGUAGUAGUUGAAGUUGAAAAUAAGUUUACUUGGGCUUGGUUUGUCAAACUUCUAAAGGAAGAUCUUCAGUUGGGAGAUGGUACAGACCUCACAAUCAUAUCAGAUAUGCAAAAGGGUCUUGAAAUUUCCAUAACUGAUCAUUUGCCAAAUGUUGAGCAUAGAAUGUGUGUUAGACACAUCCUUGCUAACUGGUCAAAGAGAUGGAGAGGUCUUGAGAGAAAUAAAUGUUUCUGGAGAUGGAGCAAGCUUUACUUCAAUUUUACCUCAAAAUGUGAUGUUAUAGACAAUAACAUUGCUGAAUGUUUCAAUUCAUGGAUAUUAGCAGCAAGGCAUAAGAAUAUAAUUACAAUGCUUGAAGAAAUUAGGGUGAAAAUGAUGAAAAGAAUAGGGCAGACGAGAGAGUUUUGCAAUACUUGGAUAUGUGAAAUUUCUCUAAUGGCAAUGAAGGUUCUACAAGAUAACACAGCUAAGUCUAUGAAAUGCAGCAUUGAAUGGAAUUCAGAUACAGGGUAUGAGGUACUUCAUGGACCAUACAGACAUGUAGUUGAUAUUCAAAGGCAAAUAUGUAGCUGUAGAGCAUGGAUGUUGAAAGGCAUACCAUGUCCUCAUGCAAUAGCUGCUCUUCACCAUAGGAAAUUGGACCCAAUCAACUACAUUUCUCAUUGGUAUAACAGAGAAACAUACAUGAAGACAUACAACUACUUCAUUCAGCCAGUUAUGAAUUUGAAAAUGUGGCCAGAAUCACAAAACAUCUCUGUGAUACCACCUCCUGUUAGGAAGAUGCCAGGAAGGCCUGGCAAGAAAAGGAAGAAAGAGCAAGGUGAAACCAGUAAAACUGGAAAAUUAUCCAAAAGAGGGAUUGAGAUGUCAUGCAGCACUUGUCAUAACAAGGGUCACAAUAAAAAAAAGUGUCCUCUUGGUGCACCUGCUUCUGGCACAAACUUUACUGCUGGACCAAGUUCAAGACCUGCUGUUGGACCAAGUUCAAGACCUCCUUCUGGCCCUGCUGCACCAAGUUCAAGACCUCCUUCUGGCCCUACUGCUGCACCAACAUCAAAACAAACUGUUGUCCCUGCUGCUGCACCAACAUCAACAUAA
Molecule: messenger RNA, 2097 nt
Organism: Solanum stenotomum
Lineage: Eukaryota; Viridiplantae; Streptophyta; Magnoliopsida; Solanales; Solanaceae
Exons: 3
Coding region: 1-2097 (698 amino acids)
Molecular function (GO): zinc ion binding
Source: RefSeq, a predicted model, not a curated record